AAGUCUCUCGAAAGCCAAAGCACGCGGUGUGAAUUUGGCCGAAAUCUCGCAGACAACGUGAAAGAAGGUUAUUUAAGAAUAGAAACCCGCCUUGCCGAAUACGGUAAGAACCAGAUGCCCUCAACCAUGCUUCUGCAUGGAUAUUGGGAGGAGGACACCAUAUCAGAGCCUCAGGCCGCUGGUCACUCUUCGCCAGCCAAUCGACUGAGACACACAACGGGCCGAGAAGCGUAUGUUGAUGUCAAGAUGAUGCAGGUUUCUUUCGACUCUCCUGCACCGCCGACCUCUGAGGCUUUCGGCCGCUCUCCGACCUGCCUUCAACGACUGGAAGCUGGCAAGCUGCCUUCCAUUUACCUCGGUUCCUUGGACCCUCUAAGAGAGCGCCCACAUCUCCAAGAUUCCAACAUCCCGCCCAGCAAGGCCAAACCCACUCGUGAUGUCUCUUCGGAAGAUUAUCUCGCUGCUGCUUCACACCGCUGCUGGCCAACAAAUGACUGA
This is a messenger RNA of Colletotrichum paranaense, 498 nucleotides long. RefSeq lists its product as uncharacterized. The transcript is spliced from 3 exons. The annotation marks the transcript as partial. The record is from RefSeq and is a predicted model, not a curated record. Lineage: Eukaryota; Fungi; Ascomycota; Sordariomycetes; Glomerellales; Glomerellaceae.